Priapulus caudatus is the source of this 2351-nucleotide messenger RNA. Its product is annotated as nuclear receptor subfamily 2 group E member 1-like. Gene Ontology annotation, biological process: regulation of transcription by RNA polymerase II; anatomical structure development; cell differentiation. Gene Ontology annotation, molecular function: RNA polymerase II cis-regulatory region sequence-specific DNA binding; nuclear receptor activity; zinc ion binding. Bases 234 to 1334 code for a protein of 366 amino acids. The record is from RefSeq and is a predicted model, not a curated record. The transcript has 7 exons. NCBI's taxonomy places the organism in Eukaryota, Metazoa, Priapulida, Priapulimorpha, Priapulimorphida, Priapulidae.
CGGGCGCAUCUGCUAUCUUUAGGAACGUAUCAUAAUAUCUCUUGCUGGUCCGCUGUAGUCAUUAUCUAUGCUGUGGUGAAGACGUAUACGCGGGACAUGCGCCAUACGCAGUAACGCACGAUACGUGAGUGUAUGCGGUAUAGUAUAUUGGACAAGCAUAAGUGACCAAGAGUAGAAAGGAUCUAUAUCAAAGAAGUGCUACGUGGACUUCAGUUACAACGAACAGCAUAGAAAUGGGUGAGAGAUUGCUGGACAUAGCAUGCAGCGUGUGCGGAGACCGGAGUUCAGGAAAACACUACGGAAUUUACAGCUGCGAUGGCUGCUCCGGAUUCUUCAAGAGAAGCAUACACAGGCAGCGUGUGUAUACGUGCAAAGCUGUAGGAGAUCUGAAAGGCCACUGUCCCAUAGACAAGACUCACCGCAACCAAUGCCGAGCGUGUAGACUCACCAAAUGCUUCGACGCAUCCAUGAACAAGGACGCCGUUCAGCAUGAGAGAGGACCAAGAAAGCCAAAGCUCAGUACUCUAGAAUCACCAUCUACGUCGAAGGUUCAAGUCAAGGAUAGCGGCCAAAGCAUGGUGACGUCAACAACUGGAGUGAGCGACUUGGACGUGAUGUUUCGUACACUUACAGCUAUCGAGAAACUUCAUGCUGUUGUGCCGUCUGAAGACGAAAUAAGUCGAUUGGGUAGGAGUGUGCUGUUGGAUUCAAGGAGUGCCUCGACAUUAUUCCCGAAGUCUCUGUGCACUAUCGAUGCAUUGCAGGAAAUAGCGGCUCGUCUCCUAUUCACAUUGAUCCGAUGGACAAAAGUGUUGCCACCAUUCCAAAAUCUGUGCAAGCACGAUCAGGUGAUACUACUCGAGGAGACGUGGAAGGAUAUAUUUCUCCUCAGCCUCGCUCAGUGGACGGCGGCCUGCAACCUUGCUGCAACAAUACAGCUGGAGAGGGCUCAUACACCGUUCACCGUCACCAGACAUGUGCGUGAAAUCCUGCUUCGCUUUCAGCACAACCGCGUAGAUGGAACAGAGUUUGCCUGCUUGAAAACAACGACGCUUUUUCGUUCAGAAACUAUUGGCCUCAGCGAGCCGCAGAAGGUCGAGUUGGUUCAAGACCAGGCACAGAUGCUACUUGGAGAGUACAUCCAUCAGAACUAUGCAUCACAGCCAACUCGGUUCGGCAGACUACUAUUACUUUUGCCUAGUCUCAAGGGUGUUUCGUGCCACCUAGUGGAAGAAAUAUUUUUCAAGGAAACUAUCGGGUCAAUACCUCUUGAACGACUCGUAGUAGAUAUUUAUCAACAAGAAAAAUGUGAUAUCACACUUUCUGGAGAUUAGGCAAGAUAGAAAGCAGACGUUUUUAUUGUUUUCCUAAAGAUUCAUACACCGCACGUAACAAGCAUACUUAGCAAAUUUCUAAAAACCUAGGUAAUAACAACACACUUCUGCGUAGUAUAUUUCUGUAUCACCCAAGAAACAUCUACUAGUCUUCAUGGACAAUAUCGUAUUUCCAUUUAAAAUAGAUUUGGUGUGUUAUGGGCGGGUAGGCGAAAAACAUUUUUUAUUUAUAUUGUUUACAAUUAUAUUAUUAUAUGUUAAUAUUUUUUAUUGUUUUCUUCAUAGCUGCCCUUUCAAAUUGUUGAGCGUUGGCAAUAUUAAUAUCGUGAACAAUUUUAAAUAACGUUGCUACUUAAAUACCAUUUAAUGUAAUAAUAAUGAUAAUUGUAUUAGUAUAAAUAGGUAAUACCGGCAGUAUGAUUGUUGUUAUGAUUAAAACCAUUAUAUUAUGGUAGAUGAGGAGAACUCUCCUAGACUCACUACUGAUAUAUCGUGAAUUUGACAUAAAAUAUGCAUGGAUAUGCUAUUUGUCUAGCUAGAUUCAGAUGUGGGUGGUUUUGCUACCGUGUAACAAGACCGUAUCAUCAACGAGGUAGAGUAGCUACUGGGCACAGGUCAUACAAAAGUUUUUGUUGUAAACAUCUUCGUUAUUUCUAUGAUAAAAACUGUAAUAAAACUUCUUACAUCAUUUGUUUUACAAGGUGGAAUAAUCAGGUUUGUAGCCUCUGAGGGAAAGGAAAACUGUUCGACGAGAAUUGUAUCAAAAAUUAAAUGAUAAGCCCAAAUAUGUGCAAUAAUUUGGGCAACAAAAUUAUAAUUUUAGUGUAUAUAAUGAUAUAUGCGGGAUAGCAGACGAAAUGGACUGCAGACCCCCUCUCAAUACUGAGAUUAUAUAGAACUGGUAAAUAAUUAGAACCUUGAUUCGGAUUGUGAGUUUUUUCGGCUUUAUAGUAAAUUAUUACAGUAGCCUACUAUUAAAAUAUGAUACAGUACUAUAAUAAUCCAAAUGUAUAUUUU